Echinostoma caproni is the source of this 1410-nucleotide messenger RNA. NCBI's taxonomy places the organism in Eukaryota, Metazoa, Platyhelminthes, Trematoda, Plagiorchiida, Echinostomatidae. The record is from the annotation of a GenBank genome assembly.
AUGAUGUCUUUAUGCAAACUGACGCGUGACGAUGCUAAAAUUGUCUACAGUGCUACAAUCGUUUUGAAUGAAGAUCAACACAUUCAAUAUGAGGCUGGGGAUAGUAUCGGGUUACUUUGCCCGAAUUCCGAUACCGAUGUCAAAUGGCUGAUCAGUCGCAUCGACUUUGGGGUGGUUGAGCACGCAGACAAACCUUUUUGUGUUCUAAGUGUACUCGAGAACAAGAAGAAGAAAGCUCCCCCAUCUUGGCUUUUGCCAGACACGCUAGUAACUGCUCGCUUUCUGCUCACCUACUGCUGUGAACUUCAUAUUCCGGUCACCCGCCGAAUCACACGGAUUUUGGCUGAUUGCUGUACCGAGAUGGACCCAAAUGUAACGGAUCCAAACUUCCCCAAACCGGAGAAACAAUCAAAGAGGUUGUUAGAAUUGUCUAGUCGUGAAGGUUCUGCACUGUUCGACAAGUACAUCCGUGAACCAAACGUGACACUCAUGGAUUUGCUGGCAUCAUUCCCCGCCUGUCGUAUUCCACUGGUGCAAUUGCUCGAUAUUCUUCCGCGUCUGCAACCUCGAGCGUACACCAUAACAAAUCCGCCAGAACGUCAGCGUUCGUCCGCGCAGUCGCUUUCCAUUGUGUUCACGCGAGUGGAUUUUACUGGACCAACAGGGGAGGAACCUGUCGGAUUGUGUCGAUAUCCAUAUCGCACGCAUGGUGUUUGCUCGGGCUGGUUGGAACGGGUAUGGAAUUGUAGGUCACCCGGUUCUGAUUCAGUUUCGCUACCCGGGAUUUACGGACGAAUUAAUCUGAAUGGUUUUCGGCUCCCCGUGGACAGAACAGUGCCGAUAAUCAUGUUGGGCGCAGGUACCGGUAUCGCGCCGUUCGUGUGUUUUAUCGAGGAAGAGCGCCGUCAAAGAUUGAAGAAUUCCUCCACCAAGCGAGAAAUGUGGUUGAUCUACGGAUGUCGUUCACCGCUCACCAGUUUACUCUUUCCCGACCAGCUGGCAAAGGCUCUUUCGGACGGUGUCCUGUCUCGAUUGUGUUUGUGUUUCUCCCGUUACACAACCCCCUGUGAUGGUCCGACAAUUCCAACUUGUACAGAGGCGUUUGAUACGCUGAAUACACACAGUUGUUUCCAUCCCAAGGCGCGUUACGUACAGAAUUGUUUGCUUUCCUCGGGGACGCACGAAAACGAACUGGCUCAAUGGAUUCUGUCCCGGAAUGCCACAAUUAUGGUGUGCGGAGAGGCCAGAGCGAUGGCUCCGGCCAUCCGCGCGGCUUGGAGCGAACUGUUGGGUUCAGCGCUUGUUCGUGACACAAGUGACCCCGCGACGGAGACUGAGGAGUUACAGGGUCAAAUUUACAUCAAACGCAUGUGUGAUGAACGUCGUUAUUUGGAAGAUAUCUGGACAUGA